GCAAAAACUCUCUCAAAUUUGUCCGCCAUCCUUCAUCGAUUUUCACCAUCCCCGUUGCCUUCCAACGUGCUGUUUACUGAGCAUCUUGGCCCCUCUUUCAAUUGCCCGCCUCGACUGAAAGGUGACCAGGACACUAUUCGACCACCGUCGGGGCCACCAUCGGAUUUUGUAAAAGUUGCGGUCAAGGUCUUCAUGCAUGAGUAUUUGCCUGUGGAUUUGGGAAGUUCGAAGGAACCUAAGAUUAAACAUAAACAACUCAAUCCAUUCAGAGUUAAAGAUGAUAAGAAUUUAUCAAAGAGAAAUAAAGGUACUUAUACAUUCAGAGUGCAAGGACAAGUUUAUCAUUUUAUAAAUAAUUUGUCAGAUUCAAAGAAUUUGCAGCUAUAUUUUUAUGAUACAGACAAUGAAGUUGCAAAUCGUUUAAAUAUAUGUCCAAGACUCAACGAAAGCAUAAUUGAAAAGGUAAUUAAAAUAUUGAGUGAAAGUUCAUAUGCUAGAUUCUUCAGUUUUAAGAACAACAAUGAACAUGGAUCAAAGAUAUCCCAAGUGGCAGCAAUAUGGAUAGAAGUCGAUGAGAAUGAAGAAACAGGACGUAGAGAUAUACAAAUACAAAGUUGUAUUGGAUCUUCACAUAAUAUAGAAUAUUAUUAUGGUUGCUACGAUCCUUUGCAAUAUCCUUUGCUUUUUGCUUAUGGAGAAGUAGGACGGCAUCAAGGUAUUUUGAAAAAAGGGGAAAAUCAUACUAGCACAUAUCAUCAUGACAAAAAUAGCGAGAAUGAAAUAUCUCCUUUAUUUGCCUCAAUAGCCGAAGAGCUUUUAGAAAGUGAACAUCAA
Molecule: messenger RNA, 834 nt
Organism: Striga asiatica
Lineage: Eukaryota; Viridiplantae; Streptophyta; Magnoliopsida; Lamiales; Orobanchaceae
Source: the annotation of a GenBank genome assembly